Hibiscus syriacus is the source of this 735-nucleotide messenger RNA. RefSeq lists its product as uncharacterized. The record is from RefSeq and is a predicted model, not a curated record. NCBI's taxonomy places the organism in Eukaryota, Viridiplantae, Streptophyta, Magnoliopsida, Malvales, Malvaceae. The transcript has a single exon. The coding region runs from base 1 to 735 and encodes 244 amino acids.
AUGACCUCUGAUAGUUUUGUACAACCAUCAAUUCCUUGCUUUGAUGGUCACUACGAUCAUUGGAGCAUGUUGAUGGAAAAUUUUCUCAGAUCCAAGGAGUAUUGGCAAGCCGUCUCUAAGGGAAUAUCGGAGUCGGGCACAUCAGCAACGGAUGCACAACGACUAGAAAUUGACACUUUGAAAUUGAAAGAUCUUAAGGCAAAGAAUUAUCUCUUUCAAGCGAUUGAUCGUUCAACAUUGGAAACUAUCCUUUGCAAAGAUACGUCAAAGGAUAUUUGGGAUUCGAUGAAAAAGAAAUUCCAGGGAGCAACCAGAGCAAGGAGUCAGCAGCUUCAGGCACUUCGCUCAGAGUUUGAACUUCAUCGAAUGCAAUCUGGGGAGACCAUUCUGGACUUCUUCUCAAGGACGAUGGUUAUCAUCAGUAAGAUGAGAACAUUUGACGAGAAAAUAGAGGAUGUGGUUGUAGUCGAAAAAAGUAUCCUCUCAUUGAAACCAAAGUUCAAUUACAUGGUAUGCUCCAUUGAGGAGUCAAAAGAUCUUGAUAUUUUGUCUAUUGAUGAAUUGCAAGUUUCAUUGUUGGUUCAUGAAAGAAAAUUGGAGCAGCAAGAUAAUGUAGAAUUAGCAUUGAAAGUUUCGUCAGAUCAUUCGAUUAAAGGCAAUGGAAGACGAAAAUCAAAUGGCCACAAUGACAGAGGUCGCAACAUAGGUCGCGGUAGAGGAAACUAUGGUCAUUAA